GCAGUAACGGGACGCCCAGCCUGGUGACGAUUGAUGGGCGGAGGAGCAUCUUCAGCAACGGCAGCUUCCUCAUCCGCACCGUGAAGGCCGAGGACUCAGGCUACUACAGCUGCAUUGCCAACAACAACUGGGGAUCGGACGAGAUCAUCUUGAACUUGCAGGUCCAAGUCCCGCCUGACCAGCCCCGACUCACCGUGUCCAAGACCACGUCCUCCUCCAUCACGCUGUCCUGGCUCCCUGGCGACAAUGGAGGCAGUUCCAUCCGAGGGUACAUCCUGCAGUACUCAGAGGACAACAGUGAGCAGUGGGGCAGCUUUCCCAUCAGCCCCAGCGAGCGCUCCUACCGCCUGGAGAGCCUCAAAUGUGGCACAUGGUACAAGUUCACGCUCACCGCCCAGAACGGCGUGGGGCCCGGACGCAUCAGCGAGAUCAUCGAAGCCAAGACGCUGGGCAAAGAGCCCCAGUUCUCCAAGGAGCAGGAGCUGUUCGCCAGCGUCAAUACCACCCGCAUGCGGCUCAACCUCAUCGGCUGGAACGACGGUGGCUGCCCCAUCACGUCCUUCACGCUGGAGUACCGGCCCUUCGGGACCACGGCCUGGACCACGGCACAGCGCACGUCGCUGUCCAAGUCCUACAUCCUGUACGACCUGCAGGAGGCCACGUGGUACGAGCUGCACAUGCGCGUGUGCAACAGCGCAGGCUGCGCCGAGAAGCAGGCCAACUUUGCCACGCUCAACUACGACGGCAGCACAAUCCCUCCACUCAUCAAGUCCGUGGUGCAGAGCGAUGACGGGCUGAGGACCAAUGAGGGACUCAAGAUGCUGGUGACCAUCUCCUGCAUCCUGCUGGCCAUCCUGAUGCUGUCUGUGCUGCUGCUGGUGCUACGGAGGAGACGGCGGGAGCAGAGGCUCAAGAGGCUGCGCGAUGCGAAGAGUCUGGCCGAAAUGCUGAUGAGUAAGAACACGAGGACCUCGGACACCCUGAGCAAGCAGCAGCAGACGCUGAGGAUGCACAUCGACAUCCCCAGGGCUCAGCUGCUGAUCGAAGAGAGAGACACCAUGGAAACUAUAGAUGACCGCUCCACCGUCCUGCUGACCGACGCGGACUUCGGCGAGGCCGCCAAGCAGAAGUCCCUGACGGUGACACACACCGUGCACUACCAGUCCGUGUCGCAGGCCACCGGGCCCCUGGUGGACGUGUCGGAUGCCCGGCCGGGAACGAAUCCCACCACGCGGAGGAACGCCAAGGCCGGGCCCACGGCAGCCAGGAGCCGCUAUGCCAGCCAGUGGACCCUCAACAGGCCGCAUCCCACCAUCUCGGCCCACACGCUCACCACGGACUGGAGGCUGCCCACGCCGCGGGCCGCCGGCUCCAUGGACAAGGAGAGUGACAGCUACAGCGUCAGCCCCUCGCAGGACACAGACCGCGCGCGCAGCAGCAUGGUGUCCACGGAGAGCGCGUCGUCCACCUACGAGGAGCUGGCGCGGGCCUACGAGCACGCCAAGAUGGAGGAGCAGCUGAGGCACGCCAAGUUCACCAUCACAGAAUGCUUCAUCUCCGACACGUCCUCGGAGCAGCUGACGGCGGGCACCAACGAGUACACGGACAGCCUGACCUCCAGCACCCCGUCCGAGUCGGGCAUCUGCCGCUUCACCGCCUCCCCCCCCAAACCUCAGGACGCAGGCCGCGUGAUGAACAUGGCCGUCCCCAAGGCGCACCGGCCAGACAGAGACACAGAGAGAGAGGGAGGGAGAGACGCCUCCGCACAGGAGCCACCGCCGGGUGCCGUAGCACUCCCGGGCGGUUCCAGGGUUCGAACCCACGCAGAGCACAAGGCAUGUUCCCUACUGGGCGACCUCAUCCACCUGCCUCCUUACCUGCGGAUGGACUUCCUGCUCAACAGGAGUGGCCCGAGCAGCAGCAGGGACCUGAGCCUCGGCCCGGCCUGCCUGGAGCCCCAGAAGACCCGCACCCUGAAGCGCCCCACCGUCCUGGAGCCCAUCCCCCUGGAGGCCGCGGCCGCCCCCAGCGCCUCCUCCUCCAGGGAGCCACAGGCCUGGCCACAGGGGGCCGGGGCGGCGGCCGCCACCUUACCUCAGCGCGAGGGGGCCACGGCCGAGCUGGGCCAGGCAGCCAAGAUGAGCAACUCCCAGGAGUCGCUGCUGGACCCGCGAGGGCCCCCCAAAGGCGCCAACCCCUACGCCAAGUCCUACACCCUGGUGUGACUCCGCAUGAUGGCACAGCCCCUGUACAUACGGCCGCUCCACACACACGACUUCCGUCAAAGCUACCUUUUUUUUUACGGAAUUCCAAUAUUUAUAAUGAAAAGGAAAUUGCCAAAAAUAUAUGAAAAAAACAAAGGAAAACAAAAAGCACCACCCACCCACCCACCCCCACACACACACCGACUGGAACCCCACGGACAGUGCAAAGACUCUCCCACUUUCUUCUUCCAGCUUCUACCUCCCUUCCUCCCUUCCUCCCUCCCUUCCUCCCUUCCUCCCUUCCUCCCUCCCUCCCUCCCUUCCUCCCUUCCUCCCUCCCUUCUUUCUUUCUUUUUCUUUCCUUUCCUUGCCCCCUCCUGUCUUGAGUGGAAGCUCCAUCUGCCUGGGCAUCUGAUUUUUUGGGAACGUCCAGUUUUAUGAUCUUCACAGACGACUGCAUUUUUACUGAUUUUUCUACAAAAUGCAUGGGGGAAAGACUUGAACCUUCAGGCUCCGCGUGCAAAGGACACCCAUCCCCCUGAGGGGAGACCUGAACCCAAGGAGGGACCCUCUUUGUGAAUUUCAGCCAGAACCUUGCUUUGGGGGUGGGGGGACCUUUCUCACAUCUGCACUCGCCUCCCUUGCCCAUCCACGCCAGGGUUCCCAGACCUGAGGCAGGCUGGGGUCCUGUUGCCCUGCAGGGGUUGGGGGGGAGGGGGGCUCCAUACAAGUUUCUUUUCGGUUCUGUUCUAAUCAUUCUUCUCUUUCUUCCUCUUCCUCCUCCUCUUCUUCUUCUUCUCCUCCUUCUCCUUCUCCUUCUCCUCCUACUCCUUCUUCUAAUUUAACGAGACACUCUUUGCAUUUUGUCUAAGCGAAAUAAAAAAAGAAAAGGUGGUCUGCCUUG
This is a messenger RNA of Erinaceus europaeus (western European hedgehog), 3108 nucleotides long. RefSeq names its product cell adhesion molecule DSCAM. Gene Ontology annotation, biological process: axon guidance; homophilic cell-cell adhesion; dendrite self-avoidance. Gene Ontology annotation, molecular function: cell-cell adhesion mediator activity. Gene Ontology annotation, cellular component: axon; plasma membrane. The transcript is spliced from 12 exons. The annotation marks the transcript as partial. NCBI's taxonomy places the organism in Eukaryota, Metazoa, Chordata, Mammalia, Eulipotyphla, Erinaceidae. The record is from RefSeq and is a predicted model, not a curated record.